This is a messenger RNA of Caenorhabditis elegans, 1044 nucleotides long. It is a transcript of the gene srh-100, whose product is annotated as Serpentine Receptor, class H. NCBI's taxonomy places the organism in Eukaryota, Metazoa, Nematoda, Chromadorea, Rhabditida, Rhabditidae. The transcript is spliced from 4 exons. The record is from RefSeq and is marked reviewed. Bases 1 to 1044 code for a protein of 347 amino acids.
AUGAUAUCAUCUAUAGAUAACUAUUAUUCUACAAAUUAUUCUAAAUGUAAUCUCAGUGAGAGCUUCUUAGCUUCUUGGAAAGGAGUUGCGUACCCUACUGAUUUUAUUCAAAUAUUUUCCCUACCACUUCAAAUCCUCGCAUUUUACAUUAUCCUAACAAAAACUCCAGUUCAAAUGAAAAGUAUGAAGUGGCCAUUGUUCUAUAAUCACCUAUUUUGUUCCAUUUUCGACGUGAUUCUAUGCACUUUUUCAACUAUUUACAUAAUUCUUCCGAUGCUGGGGGUCUUCACUGUCGGAGUUUUUAGUUGGUUGGGGAUUCCUAUUAUCCUGGAGUUGAUUCUCCUUACGUGCUCUUUGCUGUCACUUGCCUUCUCCUACAUCUACCUCUUCGAGAGUCGCAGCCGUGCGGUUUCACAGAAUCCGUUUAAAAUGAGCAGGAAAAGCACGAGAAUCAAAUAUUAUUCCUAUUUAAUAUUAUCUUACUCCACUAUUUUCAUAUUUCUUAUAAUUAUCCCUUCCGACCAGGAAACUGCAAAACUUCAAGCGUUGCAAGCUUACCCCUGCCCGACACAAGAGUUUUUCACGUUUCCAAUUCUGAUUCUAAACUCUGAUUCAACAACUUCCACAUUUAUAGUGAUUAUUUUUAUGCCUAUAUUCAUAGCUCAUUCAGUUGGUCAUGGCGUUUUUCAUGUUACAUGGACAAUAUGGUAUUUGUAUGUUGCACCUUCAAAUCAAGUUUCGAUAGAGACUCAGAAGAAGCAAAAAACGUUCCUCAAAAAUGUUAUAUUGCAAUUUUCGAUUCCAUCAGUAUUCAUUUUAUUCUCAGUUGCAAUUAUUUUUACAUCUAGUUUUUAUUCGCAAGAAAUGAUGAAUCUAGGUGUGGACGUUGCAGGACUUCAUGGCAUCGGUGAAAGUAUUGCAGUUAUUUUCGUUCAUUCACCUUACCGGAAAGCCGCUGGGCAGCUAAUUUUCAGAUGGAACGAUCCACAAUCUAGCACACGAGUUUCUGCUGUACGGGGGAAUUCCAGUGCGUUCACUAUUUGA